Molecule: messenger RNA, 1101 nt
Organism: Pocillopora verrucosa
Lineage: Eukaryota; Metazoa; Cnidaria; Anthozoa; Scleractinia; Pocilloporidae
Product: adenosine receptor A1-like
Biological process (GO): G protein-coupled receptor signaling pathway
Cellular component (GO): plasma membrane
Molecular function (GO): G protein-coupled receptor activity
Source: RefSeq, a predicted model, not a curated record
ACCAAAGUGUCUUCAACAUAAGACUUAUUUUUACACGAGUCACCGAGUUGCAGACUCCAUCGAGGAAUUAACUCAGAUAACAGGUUGAAAUGGCAGCCGUUCUUGGCCACUACAACAUUUGGAACUUAACAAGCGGGCAAGCUCUUCAAGAAGGAUGGCUAAGCCUACAAAACGUGAGGCCACUCUCAACGAUCAGCGCUGCCUUAUCGAUAGCAAUGGCACCAGUAAUCAUAUUUGGAAAUAUUUUGGUCUUAGUUGCAGUUUGGAAAGAUCCUCUCAAGAAACUCCGAUCGUCACCCUCCAACCUCAUUUUGACAUCCAUGGCCAUAGCAGACCUAUUAGUUGGCUUGGUGGUUUGUCCGGUAACUGCUUAUUGGGGCUUGGUGAUAUCUGUCCGAGAAGAAUCACCACUUGAUCUUUCUGUGAUAUGUGCCCUCAACGUUUUCUCUGUAAACGUGAGUUUUGGCCAUAUGUUCCUUCUAACAGUGGACAGAGUCUUCGCCGUAAUUACGCCCCUUCGUUACCGUGCAACAGUUACAAAUAAGAGAGUUUUUAUUGCCAACUGUGCUUGCUGGAUUUAUUUCAUAGUUUUUGGCAUUGCAUUCCUCGUGUUGCGCGAUUUAUUUGCCAUAAUGGGGGCUGUCUACAACUUUCAACUUCUAUUUAUGCUUUUGGGCAUGUUGGCCAUGUACGUAAUGAUCUUAAACUACUUUCACCGAUACUCCAAAGAAAGAGCAGAAGGACACUCACUCAGAGAUCGUAACAUUAUAAUGCAAAGAGAAAAAGAUCUCUUCAAGGCCAUAUCGGUCGUCGUCUGCGCAUUUCUCAUCUGUUACAUGCCGUGGUUCAUUAUUAAAACGUUGAUCUACUUUUGCAAAGCGUGCCAAACACAUCUAUCAUUACUGAUGAUUUCUUUCGCAUUUUCAGGAAGUCUGAAGUGCGCAAACUCGGGUUUAAACCCAUUUUUGUAUACGUGGCGACUCCCAAAGUAUAGAGAAACAUUGCUAUACUUUUGGAGGCAACUCAUUUUAAAGAAAGGAAAAGCUAACAAGUCAAAAUUUACGAUAUCUUAAAGCUUCUGUCGAGGGUUUAGUUGUCAGA